AUGUCUGUGGUCAUUGCUGCUUUCCAGGCACACAAUGAAGCAAAGCCACUCACUCAGAAGACCUUCAGCUCCAUCAGCAAGAAGGAGGCCUCCACCUUUCAGAUGCUCAUUGGCCUGGGCCCAGACCCUGACGAGUUGGCACAGAUGAGGCACAAAGCGCUUCAGGAUCAGCACCACCUAGAGGUGUACUGGGGUACGUACCGUCUGAGAGAUGAACUGGCCCACCGCUACGCCACGCUGCUGAGGGAGAAGGUGCAGCGGCAGAGACGGGAGAUCAGGCAGCGUGAGGAACACCUCAUCCAAACUCAACUCAGCCGCACAAAAAAAAAAAAGAAGAGUCUGGAAGGCCAGAAACUCAGCCACCUCACAGUUUCUCACGGUGAAACACGUUUCAGAGCUCUCCCUAAAACCACCCAUUAUCUGAUCCUGGAAGUGCAGAGCCUGCUGGUCCAGCUCGGCUAUCUGAAGACCCGUCAAGAGCGGGAGCUGUUCAACCAGUGGGUGGACCAGCACCGGAGAGGCAGCAAGCUGAGAGGGAAGCUGAACGAGAUGGUGAUUUGCAGCAAGUCAGCUCCAAAUCUAGUGUUUGAGAGUCUCAUGAAACGAGAAUGUCUGCUGCCCAAGAUUCACACCUCAAGUCAUGACAAAGACCCUCAGGAAGAGACGGCCGUGGGGAGGCUGGGGACGCUGGGGGAGAGAGGAGGCAGUACCCCCGACCCGGGAGGCAAACAGGCUCAGGAGCGGGACGGAGCUAAACAAAUGUUUCCCAAGAUGGUCUUGCAGCCAGUCAGGAGGCCCAAGUUUGCUACCCUGCAGCCCAGCUUUAUGGACUCUCUCAGAAGUACUAUCCUCCCAACAGCCCCCAAGCAUCCUGAGAAGAGGAGUGUAGAUAGUUACCUGUUGAAGCUCCGACUCAUGCACAACCUGUCUCUCACUCACAUGGCCUACUCUCAAAGACUGUUGGGGAAAGGUGGACCUAUUUUAGAGGAUGGAUAUGAAAUGAGACAUCUGAUUGAUUACAUAUCCCCUCACAGUACUGAUUUCAUGGAAGCUGAUCAAACCACCAGAAAAACUCCUCUCCCUUCUCUGACGAAAUGCCUCAGCAACAUGACCACAUCAGAUGAAGGUGGAGACGAGGAGCCCAUUCCAGCACUCUGCCCACAUACUGAGACUGAGUCAGACCCUCAGGAUAGGGAGCCUUGUGAAGGAGGGAUUGCUUCCGUCCACCAAGAGGAACCCUUGUCUAUAAAUGACUUGCUUCAGCAAAGCAUAUCACCCGUGGGAGAUCACAGUGUGAAGAUGUGGCAGAAUUACAGUAUGCUUGAGUGUUGUUUGUUGCAUUAGAUAACCUUGAGGAAAUGCAUGGUAUGAAGACUCUGAAGAAGUCUGAUUUGCCAGGAUGUUGAAAUUAUGUGACAAAGAGCUGUUCCUGUAGAUAAAACAACCAGCUGCUUCAUGCUUUUGGCAUGAUCAGUAAUUACUCACAUUAGAAACAUACCCCUAAUUCAUAUAGCCACUUAUUUGGAGUGAUGACAUUGCCCUGAAUUACUUUUGGGUAAAACU
Molecule: messenger RNA, 1563 nt
Organism: Sardina pilchardus (European sardine)
Lineage: Eukaryota; Metazoa; Chordata; Actinopteri; Clupeiformes; Clupeidae
Exons: 13
Coding region: 1-1344 (447 amino acids)
Source: RefSeq, a predicted model, not a curated record